This is a messenger RNA of Ziziphus jujuba (common jujube), 2105 nucleotides long. RefSeq names its product probable serine/threonine-protein kinase PBL19. The record is from RefSeq and is a predicted model, not a curated record. Gene Ontology annotation, molecular function: protein kinase activity; ATP binding. The transcript is spliced from 4 exons. Gene Ontology annotation, biological process: protein phosphorylation. Lineage: Eukaryota; Viridiplantae; Streptophyta; Magnoliopsida; Rosales; Rhamnaceae. The coding region runs from base 628 to 1788 and encodes 386 amino acids.
UCGUUUCAUACACGGUAUCUCUCACGGUAUCUCUCAACCAGACGUUUGAUCUCUCUGUCUCUCUCUCUCUCUCUGUGGACAUGGGUUUUUUGAAACCUUUUUCCACCUAUCAACCUUUGUUUUCUCACCUGGGUUUUUCUUCUUUCUUUUCCCCUCACUUUGUCUAUCUGUUUUAGCUAUAACUUUUCAAUUUCUUUAACCACACGGUCAAAACCUCCAAUCCAAGAUUGCUUUGAGUUCCUGUCGGCUUGUGUGUUUUUUCACUUUCCAAUUCAAAUUUUCUCGUCUUGGGUUUAGUCUUUUUAGUCCCUUUCAUCAACUGGGAUUCAUUCUCCUCCUAAUUACAAUUUUUUUUUUUCUAUAUAAUCUGUUUGAUUCCUUAAUAUUCCACUCGGUUUCAUUUAUCCCUUCCCUUGUUUUUGUCUUUUUCAAGCUACUGUGGGCCAUUAAUUCUUUGUGUCUAUCUCAUUUUCUUCUAGUAUAAUACGUAAUUUUUUUCUGGGUUUUCUCCAAAAUUCAAUUUCUGCUUCCUCUUUCUAUUUUUCUUUCUGAUAUGAACGAUAAAGUAGUUUCAUAGAGACAUUUGAAUUGGUGAGAAUUCUGUUUGUUUUUGAGAUUUGAAUAGCGAUGAAGUGCUUUUUUCCAUUCAAGGACAAGUCCAAAGCCAAAAAAGGAGCACAAUCAGCACCAGAGUUGAGAAACAGAUCUCAUAAUCCGGCACUAGACCGUGCAGUGAAAUCUUCGGGUUCAUUACCAUCUCCUCGGAGCAUACCUGAAUUGUACAAAGAAAAAGAGCAGAAUUUUAGAGUUUUCACUUUUGAAGAGCUUAGAGAUGCAACAAAUUGUUUCCACAGGUUGCUGAAGAUUGGGGAAGGAGGUUUUGGGAGUGUAUAUAAAGGUUCAAUCAGGCCUGCUAAUGGUCAUGGUAAUCCUACGGUGGUUGCCAUCAAAAAGUUAAACCAGAAUAGCUUACAGGGUCAUAAAGAAUGGCUUGCAGAAGUACAGUUUCUUGGUGUUGUUAGUCAUCCGAACCUGGUAAAACUUAUAGGAUACUGUUCUGUAGAUGGAGAAAGAGGGAUCCAACGGCUAUUGGUAUACGAAUUCAUGCCUAAUAAAAGCUUAGAACAUCAUCUUUUUAAUAGGGCCUUGCCUGGUCUUCCUUGGCUGACAAGAUUAAAAGUCAUGCUUGAUGCUGCUGAAGGUUUAGCUUAUUUACAUGAGGGAUUGGAAGUCAAGGUGAUAUAUCGAGAUUUCAAAUCCUCAAAUGUAUUACUGGAUGAGAACUUCAAGGCAAAGCUAUCAGACUUUGGGCUUGCUAGAGAAGGACCAGUGGGUGACCGUACUCAUGUAUCCACAGGGGUGGUAGGAACAUAUGGAUAUGCUGCCCCAGAAUAUGUUGAAACCGGCCACCUCACAAUCCAUAGUGACUUAUGGAGUUUCGGUGUGGUGCUGUAUGAGAUCCUCACAGGCCGACGAGUGUUGGAAAGGAACCGUCCAACAGCAGAACAGAAGCUUCUAGAUUGGGUAAAACAAUACCCGGCAGAUGGCAAAAGGUUCAGCAUUAUAAUGGACCCUAGGCUGAGAGGCGAGUUUUCUGCCAUUGCGGCAAGGAAGAUUGCUAAGAUAGCAGAUAGGUGCUUGAACAAGAAUGCAAAAGAUAGACCAACAAUGAAACAAGUUGUAGAGAGCUUGAAGGAAGCAAUACAAGAUUCAAAGCAAGGAACUUCUUCUGCAAAUAGAAGUCCUAGGUCGUCUCGAUCUGAAUUGGUUAAGGGGAAGUCGAAGUAGAGUUUGUAUAAGAAGAGAUUUGUGUUAAGAGAGAGAGAGAGAGAGAGAGAGAGAGAAUCAUAUACUCGGAUAUUAUACAUAAGAGAGUUGGUAUAAGAUUCAGCGGAAAUGUUGGUUCUAUUCAAUUGAGCUGAAAAGUCCUGUCCAUGCUAUUCUCUAUUGUAAAUUUUAACUAAAGCAUAAUCUUCUAUAUCGUAAAAUUCUUGGUUUGGAAGUGGCGGGGAAAAAUGGGAAGUCAAUGGCUUUAAGUAGCUGUGAUGUUGUAGUUUCGUGAGGGUUUUACCUCAUUUAUUUUAUUUUUUACCUCGUUUAUUUUA